AUGGUAGCCGUUAUUCCUUCAGUUGCAUCCGACGAGGCUAGCAACCACUCGCCGCCAGCCACGGACUUGGCAGUGGGACUCACCAUCCUCGCCAUCUACAUCCUGGCACUAACAUGUCAUGUCAUCUCUUGGCUUCUCACACCCAACGGGCAUCCAACGCAGGAUCCAGUGGCCUCGGAUCAUGAGACUUUAUCCAACAACGACAGUUUUGAGCCGGUGAUGUUAGAUCAAAUUGCCCCUGCACGAACUUACAGGCAGUGGACGGCCGAAAUGAAUGAUGUGGUGAACACCUCAUCCGGUUUCAAUACCUGGUGA
Fusarium oxysporum Fo47 is the source of this 315-nucleotide messenger RNA. RefSeq lists its product as uncharacterized. The transcript has 2 exons. Bases 1 to 315 code for a protein of 104 amino acids. NCBI's taxonomy places the organism in Eukaryota, Fungi, Ascomycota, Sordariomycetes, Hypocreales, Nectriaceae. The record is from RefSeq and is a predicted model, not a curated record.